AUGGGGGAGCAGUGGAACCCCGGCACUGAACAAGACAAGGCGGGAGGCGCGCAGGGGUUGGUCAAGUACCGCGACCGUGUGCUCAAGAACGAGCUAAGGCAAAUUGAAUGGAGCUUGGCACAGCAAAAGAUCCUUCAGACCCCAGUAGCAACAGGAAUCUCCCAUCCUGGCACCAGGCCUGGCAAAACCUUGUUGGGACUGGACUGA
This is a messenger RNA of Fusarium pseudograminearum CS3096, 207 nucleotides long. RefSeq lists its product as uncharacterized. The record is from RefSeq and is a predicted model, not a curated record. Bases 1 to 207 code for a protein of 68 amino acids. The transcript has 2 exons. NCBI's taxonomy places the organism in Eukaryota, Fungi, Ascomycota, Sordariomycetes, Hypocreales, Nectriaceae.